Molecule: messenger RNA, 4172 nt
Organism: Halichondria panicea
Lineage: Eukaryota; Metazoa; Porifera; Demospongiae; Suberitida; Halichondriidae
Product: diacylglycerol kinase eta-like
Exons: 22
Coding region: 113-4021 (1302 amino acids)
Biological process (GO): intracellular signal transduction; lipid phosphorylation; diacylglycerol metabolic process
Molecular function (GO): protein binding; ATP-dependent diacylglycerol kinase activity
Source: RefSeq, a predicted model, not a curated record
GAGGAGCCCUACCCACGCAUUAUUGCAAAUAACAGUAUAUUAAUUCGCGAUCAUCUCAUAAACUUAUUAUACAAAAGACACUAGCGGUAUCAGCUAUUUGCCAGCAUCAAACAUGAGUGAUUCUAUACACAGUCUGAGCCCAGUGCCCCCGGACCAGUCUAACAACAGUAGCAUGGACUCUUUGAUAGUGUCUGACUCCAGUGAGGACAUUCUUGACCAAGUGAGCGAGGAUGAGCUGUUCGACACGAAACCAGCAGAGCAAGAUGCAGGAACUGCUGCAGUAGCCGACCCUAAGGAGCCUGCUAGUGGGAAAGAGGGUGGUGUAAGAAAGAGGAGGAAGAGCAGGGAAAGAAAGAUCAGUAUCAGUGCAGAUCACAGCAAGAGAAUUGCUGGAGUCAAGAUGGAAGUAUUAAAAGAGGGCUCUAUCAUGCAGCACGGGAGCUUUCAGAGACUUGUCAAGAAGUACAUCACAAUCACUUGUGACCGUCUGUACAUUGCCAAGAAGAAAGAAGACAAACUACACGAAGAGGUGGUUCUCAAGGAUGUCAAAGUGGCUGAGAAUAGCAGUCGAAACGUGAACAACAGUUUCACAGUGUUGACUCCCUUCCAGCAGCUGAGUCUGGCAGCUAGCUCUAGGAAGGAGAUGGAGGAAUGGAUCUCUGCAUUCAAACUGGCUGACUCAAAGUCAAAGCAAAUGGGUGUUUUGGAGGCCAUUCAGCACUUGGAGGGUCAGCACAGCUGGUUUGCUUGCUCCCACCCUCGGCCCACCUACUGCAAUGUGUGUCGAGAGCAGCUGCACGGUGUGGCCUGGCAUGGUCUCUCCUGUGAAGUGUGCAAGUUCAAGAGUCACCGCAGAUGUGUGUUCACUGUACGCACUCCUUGUAAGUGGACCACAAGGAGCAGUGUCUCUGCAGCUGGUGUUGACCUCGAACAAGAUUUUUCGAUUCCCCAUGAAUGGAUUGAGGGAAAUCUCCCGACGGGGUCAAAGUGCACCGUCUGUGAUCGAGCUUGUGGAACAGUAAGGAGGCUCAAAGACUUUCGUUGCAUCUGGUGCAAGCUGACAGUGCACACUGAGUGCAAGUCCCAGCUGGAGCCGAUAUGUACCCUGGGGGAACACAGGCUGUCUAUUCUACCCCCGUCUGCCCUCCAGCGCUCGGACGCCAUCAGAGAAGGAAUGUGGGAGCCAUACAAGGUCUACGGUCACAGUCCGGUUCUGGCACUGGUUAACUCCAAGAGUGGUGACAACCAGGGAGUCAAGUUCUUGAGAAGACUCAAGUUCUGGCUCAAUCCUGCACAAAUCUUUGACCUUGCAAUAUCUGGGCCUGAAUUAGGCCUCCAGCUCUUUCAAAGGUUUGAAAAGUUUCGAGUCCUUAUUCUCGGUGGAGAUGGCAGUAUUGGAUGGGUCCUCUCAGCCAUUGACAAGCUCAACCUGCAUUCAAAGUGCAUGGUAGGUGUGGUUCCACUGGGCACUGGCAAUGACAUGGCGAGGGUGCUGGGUUGGGGGGCUCAAGCCACGGACGAGGAGAAGAUCCCUCUCAUUCUCUCGGAGAUGGAGCAGUCCACGUUCAAAUUGCUCGAUCGCUGGAGCGUGCACUACUCCCCUCAACCAAACGUUGACAUCUCACACCUUCUUAGCUCACACAGUCCGCUGAAAGGUCGCUCAGUUACCAUGAGUCCCCACCCCCUGUCCACGGCCACUACCCCCCACGUGCAUAUAGUUGCCCCGUUUCCUGGUCCAGCUGUCUCUAUUGGAGACGCCGUGUCACCCUCCACUGACUCUGUGUUUAGGCAAAACUCUGUCUCCUCCAACGAGAGUAGCGAAGGAUGUCGUCAGUCUCCCCCAGUCAUCACUGAGCAAGCUCACAACAGCUCACAGCCGAACGUAGAAGUGGAGAUAACAAAUAGAGAGAAGAAGAGUGUCAGGAACGAUAAUCGUGAGAGGGGAUCAGUUUGCACAAGCCCUGAGGACCUCGUAAAGAUUGAGGCCUUCCACAGCUCCAUAUCUGAGCUGGCUGGUCACUUCACAACCAUCCUGUUCUCAGAGAGUGGGGAAGAAGUGAUUUCCUCUUCUCUAAUGUUAGGGCAGGUAGUUACAGACUUCCUUUGCUCUAUUGUGGCGGGGGCAGAGGACCAGUUGCCGACUGCUGAGUUCCAGACCGACCCAGUGGUUCAGAAAUGUGUGAUUCUUCAAGACAAACUCAACGCUCUCCUCUCUAACCUCAAGAACGAGACCCAGCCUCAGAGCGACGAGGGGAAGACCAAGGAGAAGGACUUUGUGGCCAGAGAAACUGUAAUGGCCCGUGCUAACAGCUUAAAGAAAGCACUCAGAGGAGUCAUUGAUGUGACUGAGAAAGCUCUUGAUGACUCCACGGAACAAGUCCCCCUCUCUAUGGUGGCAGAGGAGGAAGGACAACGACUAAGCUCCGGUUCUGCUUCGUCUCAUGAUGGAAUUGAACCACUGCAGCAGUCUGAUACCAUGUCAUCCAGUGACGGAUCGGGGACAGGAACAACCAGCAAAGACAUGUUUCUCCCUCUUCCCCGCAAAUCAAUCACCUCCCAGCACUCUGUUGUUGAUUUGUCUCCAAGUAUACCGAUGAUGAAAGAGCUCUCGUGCAUGAACAACUACUAUGGUAUUGGACUAGGCGCUCACGUAGUCUACCAGUUCAACUCUGCUCGAGAUAAACACCCUGAGCAGUUCAGGAGCCGUGCUAGAAAUAAGCUGAAGUACGGUUACAUUGGUGGGAAGGAGUUCUUCUUGAACAGUCAGCGCUACCUUGAGAGACGGCUCCAGUUGGAGUGUGAUGGAGAGAUCAUCAAACUGCCCCAGCGAAUGCAAGGACUUGUUUUCCUCAACAUCCCUAGUUACAUGUCCGGGACAAAUUUCUGGGGCACAGAGAAAGAGAAGGACGGUUUCAGCGCACCCUCUCAUGAUGACAAACUGAUGGAGGUGGCGGCCAUUACUGGAUUCUCUCAUCUGGCCACCGCAAUGGUACUUGGUAUCCAGAAUCGGCGACUGGCUCAGUGUCGAGUGGCCAAGAUUGUCCUGUUGGGUCCGGAUAAGGUCCCAAUGCAAGUGGACGGGGAGGCGUGGCUACAGGAUCCCGGCACCAUUGUGGUGUCGCACAAGAACAAAGCCAGAAUGAUUGUCAAAGAUAAGGCAUUCUCGCAGUCACUGGAGCAGUGGAGACAGAAGACUAUCCAUACCCAGGCAAGCACCUCCCAACUCCCCCACCCUCACGACAUAUUCUCCUCUGUGCACGAGUUGCUCAGCCCAGAGCAGAUAGCCAAGUACAAGGAGUUGGCAUUCAGCGUGCAGCCAUUAGUGACUAUUAUCACCAAGGAGAGUUCACUGAGCGCAUCAGUGAAAGCAGACCUUCUUCCGUACGUCUCUAACGUGGCUACCUCGAUGAAGAGGAUUGUUCAAGAUGACCAAUUUUCGGAAACAGUGAACAUUACACACCUGCAAGACUUUGAGCAAUAUGUGAAGGCCUUAGUCCAAGAGACCCUCUGGUUCUUAAACAUGCAAAAGGUGUCAAGUGGCCAUGAAGAGGAGAUGAGAACUAUAGUUCAGGAUGUGGAGACUCAAAUGAGAAAGAUUGUGUCCAUAGGCCUCUCAGAAUGUUCCAUGGCCCACCAUAAUUUUCGUCGUGCUUCUGACACCCUUCUGCUGAAGACCAAUCAAGACGAAGCAGUGGGGAGGAAUCCUCACAGACAAAGGUCUCAGCUCAUCCCAGAUGUCACCAUUCAGGCAGCCACCAUUGCCAAGAAGAUAGGGAAAGAGGUUUCAAUGUGGGACUCAGAUGAUGUGUGUGACUGGCUGGAGGAGCUAAACCUGGGUGACUACUGUCAGAACUUCAGAGAGCACGAGGUGGAUGGCAAGCAGCUGUUGAACCUCAACAUGUCCGAUUGGCAGGUGUUUGGUGUGUCAAAGAUUGGUCAUGUGACUCGCCUGAGGCAAGCCUUGCAGGCACUUAACAGUAACUCCCCCUCUCUGUCUAGAGUCAGGGACACUAUUAUGUAACCAUGUGACCCCCCCCCUCUAUCUCAUGAUUACAUAAUUAUAUAGCUUGUUUGUUGAUUUCAUGUACUGUGUAUUUGAUUUCAUGUACUGUGUGUAUAAUAAUGAUUGUUGUUUGCAAUAAAAAAUUAAGAAAAGAAAAUAAAGUUGACAA